Molecule: messenger RNA, 2676 nt
Organism: Pogona vitticeps (central bearded dragon)
Lineage: Eukaryota; Metazoa; Chordata; Lepidosauria; Squamata; Agamidae
Gene: DCBLD1
Product: discoidin, CUB and LCCL domain containing 1
Cellular component (GO): plasma membrane
Molecular function (GO): signaling receptor activity
Source: RefSeq, a predicted model, not a curated record
CCAAUGGGAAGAGCGCCCUUCGCGUUCCUCGCCCCCUUUCCUCCCAGGGAGGCGAGGCCAAGAGCAGGAGCCGGCGGAUACUGUACCGAGAAGCGGAGCGGCUGGGCUUGCGGGGACGCGAGCGAGCGAGGGAGGAAACAGCGCCUGCAGGCGCGGUCGCGUCCCUAGAAGGCGGGCGAACGCCGGGCAAGGAGAGAGGGGGCGGCGGUCCCUCCCGCUGCAAAGCGUGGCGGCCCUUUAAAAAGGAGCCGGGCGGGAACAACGAAGCCCGGAGGCGCGGGAAAAGGCAUCAUCAUCAUCAUCAUCAUGGGCUGUAGCCCGCGGCUGAGGGCGACCCCGGCCCUCCUGCUGCUCCCGGCGUUGCUGCUCAGGAGCUCUUCGGAAAAGCUGGGAGAUGGAUGUGGACCUAUGGCUAUCUAUGAAGACAGUGGAACUCUGGCAUCCAAGAACUAUCCCGGGACUUACCCCAAUUACACCAUCUGUGAAAAAAAGAUUAAAGUGCCUCAGGGAAAACGGCUGAUAUUAAAAAUUGGAGACUUGGAUAUUGAAUCCCAGCGAUGUGAAUCUAAUUAUCUUAGCAUUCAUAGUUCUGCAACUGUCCAUGGGCCAUAUUGUGGCAAUGUGCCUGUCCCAGAAGAAAUCAUCUUAGAUUCUAAUGAAGCAACUAUUCACUUUGAGAGCAGGUCACACGUGUCUGGAAGGGGUUUUCUACUAUCCUUUGCCAGUAGUGAUCAUCCAGAUUUAAUCACAUGUCUGGAGAGAGCAAACCACUAUGUGGAGAAAGAAUACAGCAGGUACUGUCCAGCUGGCUGCAGAAACAUAGCAGGUGAUAUUUCUGGGAAUAUAGUGGAAGGCUACAGAGACACCUCCUUAUUGUGCAAAUCUGCCAUACAUGCUGGAAUAAUUGCAGAUGAGUUGGGUGGACGGAUUAAUGUGGUUCAACUGAAAGGAAUCAGACGUUAUCAAGGAAUCCUUGCCAAUGGCAUUUUAUCUCAAGAUGGUUCUCUGUCAGAUAAGCGGUUUAUUUUUAAUUCAAAUGGUUGCAAUAAAUCGCUGAACCUGGAAGGAGGAGAUGCUUCUAAUUCUCAGAUCACUGCAUCUUCAUUCUGGGAUGAAACCAAUGAAAUUGGGGAGACGGUGCAGUGGUCGCCUGAUAAGGCUUGGCUCAAAGUUCAAGGGCCGUCCUGGGCAGCGAAUCAGAGUAACCAUCGGCAAUGGCUGGAAAUUGACUUGGGAGAAAGAACAAAAAUAACAGGAAUUAGAACUACAGGGUCCACUAUGCUCAAUUUUAACUAUUAUGUUAAGACAUUUAUUGUGAACUACAAAAACAAUAACUCAAAAUGGAGGACCUACAAAGGAAUCCUAAGCAAUGAAGAAAAGAUAUUCAGAGCCAAUUCCAACCAUGGAGACAUAGUGCGGAAUAAUUUCAUUCCCCCUAUAGUUGCCCGGUAUGUGAAGAUUAUUCCACAGAGUUGGCACAAAAGAAUAGCUCUAAAGGUGGAACUUCUUGGUUGUCAUAUUGUACAAAUUAACAAAUCCCUUUUUCAUCCACUCUGGCAAAGACCAAGUCAGAGCACGGGUGUUUCAAUUGGAAAAGACGACAGAACAAUUACUGAAUCCAUACCUUCAAGAGAAAACAACUUAGGAUUGAAACUUACUGCCAUAAUUGUUCCAGUAAUGGUGGUGCUUUUGCUGUUCCUGAUAUCUGGAAUUUGUAUCUUUGCUGCCCUGCGAAAGAGAGGAAAGAAUGGAGUUGCAUACGGGUCUUGCGGCACUGAAAAACCAGGUCUCUGGAAACAAAUCAAGCAACCCUUUGUCAGACAUCAGUCUACUGAAUUCACCAUCAGUUAUAACAAUGAAAAGGAUACACCGCAGAAAUUAGACCUGGUCACUAGAGAGAUGGCAGAUUAUCAGCAGCCUCUCAUGAUAGGAACGGGGACAGUAACCCGGAAGGGAUCCACAUUCAGACCAGUGGACACAGAGGAUGAAAAGAAAGAUAGCUCAGAGAUGGGGAAUCAUUACCAUUGUCCUCAGAGGGUAAAUUAUGCACUGCCUUUGACCAAUCAAGAGCCUGAAUAUGCCACUCCCAUUGUGGAGCGACAUACAGGAAGAGAAAAUGCUUUUUCUUCUGAGAACUGCUACAACAUUCCCACCGUUUCUUCUGUUCAUAAAUAUUCCGUUUCACUUGGCAAUUUCACUGCCUUGUGCAAGACGGAUGCUGAGAGUGGAAACUAUCAAACACCCCAAAGUCAGAAGGAAUACGAUAAGCCAAAGAAUAAUAUCCUGCCUAUGGUGGACUGUAGCACUGGCUAUCAGAAGCCCCAGGCCAGUUCACUGACAAGUGAAGGAUACUCAACUCCAAGAUACUGCCUGAAACCCAUUAAUCAGACGGCUGUGACAGCUCUCCUAUAACUGAGAAACCAAGUUUAAAAUGUGGUGCUGCCUCCUCUUCUACUCACUUUUUGGUAAAGUGCACAUGACUCUUUGCCAUUCUUGGUGGAGUGGACCUGAGUGAAUGCUGUCCAUGUCUCUCUCUCUGCACCGUGACAGGCCUUUGCAGUGAGAGGUCUGCAAGCAGUUCGUUCUCUGCAGCUACAAUACUGGUGCUCUAUUCUAAUGUGCAAUGUGUACAUAUUUUUUUAUAUUUAAGAAAAAUAACUUAAAAUGUUCCUUUAA